AUGCGCCAAUCACAUCGUCUAUCCCACACGCAAUCGCUGUUGGACUUCUACAAGUUGCUAGAGGGCGCUGGCGCUGAGGUUUCUAUUGUCACAGUAGUGCUUGUAGUAUGGAUGGAGGCAGACAGCGGCGUAGUAAGCUGGCGAGUUGUCAAGCUUGCUGUAGUAGCUAUUUGCCUUACUCCAAGCAGUGCGCAAGUUGAUGUAGAUAUGGUCCUCAGGCGCGUCAGCGUAGUUGAAGUUGACUUGCUCGUAUGGGCGCGUACGGGCUUCGAGCGCGCCAAGUAUAUACUCAAAGACAGCCGCUCAGUAGCAAAUUUGAGCGGCUCUAAGCAAUCCUGGUACUCAGUUAUCACUGCCCAAUCAGCAGCAUACUUUAAGACGCUCUCCAGCAGGCAACUCGGCGGUAGCGGCGCGCUGAAACUCUCGAAAUAG
Bipolaris victoriae FI3 is the source of this 432-nucleotide messenger RNA. RefSeq lists its product as hypothetical. Bases 1 to 432 code for a protein of 143 amino acids. The record is from RefSeq and is a predicted model, not a curated record. NCBI's taxonomy places the organism in Eukaryota, Fungi, Ascomycota, Dothideomycetes, Pleosporales, Pleosporaceae. The transcript has 4 exons.